Molecule: messenger RNA, 2954 nt
Organism: Mastomys coucha (southern multimammate mouse)
Lineage: Eukaryota; Metazoa; Chordata; Mammalia; Rodentia; Muridae
Gene: C1galt1
Product: core 1 synthase, glycoprotein-N-acetylgalactosamine 3-beta-galactosyltransferase 1
Exons: 5
Coding region: 215-1306 (363 amino acids)
Cellular component (GO): membrane
Molecular function (GO): N-acetylgalactosaminide beta-1,3-galactosyltransferase activity
Source: RefSeq, a predicted model, not a curated record
UGGCUAGCAGCCCCUACCGGUGCUGCGGCGGGCCAGGGCAGCGAAGGUCGCGGGUUGGGGGUCGUUCUCCUCCCCGCCUCUGGGAGGGGCGAGAGGGAGCCGCGGCUGAUGUCAGGUGCCCGCACCUUCCGGCCGCUCCGGUCCCGAGUGCCUGCCGCCGUUGGACCGUCAGCUUUGUCUGGAGCUGGUCGAUUAUGAAAUACAUUAAUGGGAAAUGGCUUCUAAAUCUUGGCUGAAUUUUUUAACCUUCCUCUGUGGAUCUGCAAUAGGAUUUUUUUUAUGUUCUCAACUAUUCAGUAUUUUGUUGCGAGAACAGGCUGAUAUUCAGCCUAACAUGCUUCAUAAUGAUCCUCAUGCAAGACAUUCAGAUGAUAAUGGACACAAUCACCUUCAAGGACAAAUGGACUUCAAUGCAGAUUCUAGCCAACAUAAAGAUGAGAACACAGACGUUGCUGAGAACCUCUAUCAUAAAGUUAAAAUUCUUUGUUGGGUUAUGACAAGCCCUCAAAAUCUAGAGAAAAAGGCCAAACAUGUCAAAGCUACGUGGGCCCAGCGUUGUAAUAAAGUGUUAUUUAUGAGUUCGGAAGAAAAUCAAGACUUCCCUACCGUGGGAUUGAAAACCAAAGAAGGCAGAGAGCAACUAUAUUGGAAAACAAUUAAAGCAUUUCAGUAUGUACAUGACCAUUAUUUAGAAGAUGCUGACUGGUUUAUGAAAGCAGAUGAUGACACAUAUGUCAUUGUGGACAAUCUGAGAUGGCUUCUAUCAAAGUAUAACCCUGAACAACCCAUUUACUUUGGGAGAAGAUUUAAACCCUAUGUGAAGCAGGGAUACAUGAGUGGAGGAGCGGGAUAUGUCCUAAGCAAGGAAGCCUUGAGAAGAUUUGUUAAUGCAUUUAAAACAGAAAAAUGUACUCAUAGUUCCUCCAUCGAAGACUUAGCACUGGGAAAGUGCAUGGAAAUUAUAAAUGUAGAAGCUGGAGAUUCUAGAGAUACCGUUGGGAAAGAAACCUUCCACCCAUUUGUACCAGAACACCACUUAAUCAAAGGUUAUCUACCGAAAACAUUCUGGUACUGGAAUUACAACUAUUAUCCUCCCGUAGAGGGUCCUGGUUGCUGUUCUGAUAUUGCAGUUUCUUUUCACUAUGUUGAUUCUACAACUAUGUAUGAAUUAGAAUACCUCGUUUAUCAUCUUCGUCCAUAUGGUUAUUUAUAUAGAUAUCAACCUGCCUUACCUGAGAAUAUACUAAAAGAAAUUAAUCAAGUAAACAAAAAGGAAGAUACAAAAACAAAAUUAGGCAAUCGUUGAAGGCAAACCAUGAAUGGAUGAGGAUCAAUGGCCUGCAUUGCACUGAAGGACUCCUGCCUUUCUGAUGGAACACUGAGGUCCCAGUGAGGAACUCAUCUGAAGUGAACAUUCCAUGUAGAAAUCUUUCAAAUGGAUGACUAUAAACUGAAGCAUUUAAAGAGCUGUGAAGUUUGCUAAAAUGUGUUUUGAUACAGUAAUAUAUAAAUAUAAAUAAAUAUAUAUGAAGAAUUUGUGUUUUUAAAUGGUGACAGAAGAGCUAGAAAGGCUGUUUCUGACUGUUCCUGACAGUGUAUGUUGCUAUCAGUAAAGUUGGACUGGUUAGUUUGUAAUCACCUUCUGCACCACAAGUUAAAACACAAUGCUGAACAGAUCUGCCUUAAAAAAAGAAAGAAACACUGUCGCUCAGUAUUGUUUCUCACCUAAUAUGUAUAUGCUACAAACCAGCCUUCCAAUUGUCCAAUGAAAACUUUUCUGUGAUUAUAUUAUAUUAUUUAUAAUUGGCAAUGUUUUCUCAAGAAGAAUAAGAAUGGCACUUACCCCAAAGUGCACUAAUUAACCACAUUUCCAAUUAUUAUGGGCCUUGACUGCAUUACAUACUUAGUUCUCUAUAUAAUCAAUCUUAUACCAAGUCCCCAUUGUCUCCUUUUGAAGUGUUUGACCCUGAAUAGUGUUUUCACUAUUAAUGCUUAUUUAUUCAUAGCAUUGGCAGCAUUCUGUAAAACAUGCAUUUUCAAAUAUUUUGUUCUCAGAUUCACCCAUUGUUAAUUGUAAGUAACAAUUAAAUCUAAUGCUGUUUGGACAAGCUUUUCUUGUAUUAGUACCACUCUCAGGAAUUAUUGAUUAUUUAGAAGUCUUUCCCAACUACAUAGUUGUUCCUUUUAUUUUCAUCCUGUGGAGAUGAGACUUGUUUGUGCCUUUCAUAACUUUUUAAAAGCACUUUUAAAAUUAAUUUUUAUGUCUGAUGUGGCAGGUAACACUGGCAAAUAUUUUUGAAUGCAGCUUUUGGCCAGAAUUAAUCUAAAACACAAACAAGUAAAGGCUACUUAAACAAGCUAAAAUGUUAUAUACUUUAUAAAUAACAACAUAUUUCCUAAGCCUUGCCAGCAGUAAUUCCAACAGAGCAGAAUUCCAUUCAGACUGCCAUCAGAAGCAAUCUGUAAUCACUCUAAUGUCACUGGCUGCUUAAAGAGUUUCUGAAAGGAUAGAACUUUAACUUGGUUUUGUCAUCAUCAAUACUGAUUGUAGAGCAGAAUAUGUGACAGAUUUCCCAUAAAAUUACUUUUUUAAUUGUUAAUGAAUUACAUUUCAUUAUGCUAAUUUUGCCUGAUUAGUACACCGCUGAGUCUAUAGCUUGGCUAAAUAGUAAAUAUAAAUAAUUUAUACUUAUUGUGCCAAAACCAUAACCUUUAUAGAUGAUAUAUUUGACAGGAUAUUUAUUUCAUUGGCUAGUUAUGGAUCACUCUGUCCCUGUAAUGAAAAUACAAAGUCAAAUUUAAAAAUUUGGUUUGGGUUCUUAUGAUGGUGCCAUCUACCAAUAUCCUAGGCUUUCUAGUCUGUGUCUUGGGACAGCUCUUUACCGUGGUUCAGAUAUGGAUUUGUCUGUAUUCCACAUGUGCUACUCUUCUUUUCUAGCAAAGUAAACGAUUUA